Messenger RNA from Cladophialophora carrionii CBS 160.54, 2832 nucleotides. RefSeq lists its product as uncharacterized. The record is from RefSeq and is a predicted model, not a curated record. The transcript has a single exon. Bases 1 to 2832 code for a protein of 943 amino acids. Lineage: Eukaryota; Fungi; Ascomycota; Eurotiomycetes; Chaetothyriales; Herpotrichiellaceae.
AUGGAUAAGGGCUUGAAGAAGUUAUGGACGCGCAGGAAGACCAAGGCAAAGGGCAGCAGGAAGGACUCGGGAGUGAGCAGUUUGAGAAAGAGUCAGAGCACGGAGCAGACACACUACUCGAGCAAUACCAGUUCACCGUCCAUCCACAUCCGAAACAUAUCGACAGACCACGCAAAGUCUCCAUUGAGCCCGGCUGUCAGUUCCAGGCUCCAACCUGCGCCGGGUGCCGGUGCCGUUUCAAGGCCAUCAACCUCCUGGUCAGGGCCACCCACGGAUGGGAGCGGUAGCCUGUUGAACGCUGUCAAUCGAGCAGCAGAUGCCGUCGCGAAACCUGAACGAGACUACCGAUAUCCCGCAGAGCGAAACCCUCGAGACUAUGCCCGGCCCAAAACUCCACGCUAUGUCGACAUUUUCUCCCUUUCCAGCUCGAAUAGCCCCAAUCCCAGACCUGGUUACAAUGAGGAUGUGGCUGAAAGGAAUUUGGACUUGGCCCGGGUCGCGCUUGAAGGCACUCACUAUCAUUAUGUGCCUUCUUCGAAGUAUCAAGAGGAAGUUGCCACGAGAAAUGCACACCCCAGUCUGCCUGGGAGUCCUGCCACCUCCACCUCAGUGCGUCGUCAAGUAGCAAGCGCUGCAAGCAACUAUCCGCGAUCGCCCCAAAGAUUCGAGGGACAUUCCUUCUCCAGGCAGAGUAACCACACUCAUAAUUCGACAGGACUGCACUCCCGACACGACAGUGAUGGGUCUGAGGGAUCUCACCAACGAGCCCGUGACGUCCAGGCCCUCAAAGAGAGCGUCUCAAGGUUGCCACACGCGCAAAUACCAACAGCACCUGUAGACAGCACCCAAGGUCACAAGUCGGUUUCUACUUCGCCCGAAGUCGCAGCAGGAUAUCCUGGAAAACCGCCACGAGAAUCCGAUCUCCACGAAGAGCCGGCCAAUGCCCUGAGCGGCUAUCAGCUGUCAGUGCCAGAAGUGACGCAACUGAGUUCCGUAGACGAGUCGUCCUUUUCUCGAAGCCACGAGAACUCCAUGCGCCCUCCAUCAAACCCAAGCAAUCGAGCCAUUAAUUUACCUUAUCGCACAAUCCUGGAUUUGACUGCCGACACCCCCGAUGCCGUUGCUGAAGGUUCUCCUCCCUCGAAUUAUAGCUCAACUCCAGUCCUAGAACAUGCAAGGAUUGACACGAUGCGCAGGGUCUACGGACCUGUCAUCCCCAGCUCAUUCACGGAGACGACGCAGACCCAAUCAGAUUCUGUCCAGCCAGCCACCUCGCCACCAGCAAAUGCAGAAUCACCCGCUUCUGCAGAGGUUGCACAACCACGUGCUCCAUCACCAGCACCUGUUUCAGCGCAGCCAAGUCCACGGAAAUCACCAGCCGAGAUGCAUUUCGCAAGUAGCUUCACUCCCGUCAUCACCAUUGCCUCUGCGUCGCCUCGGGCAAGUUUAGUAAUGGCGGAGCCAGCAGAGGCCGAUAUUGUGAAGGACACCAGCAUCGAACCGGGGACCGGCGUGUCUCAGAAGCAGGAGGAACUCAGAUUCGCGCCUGAUUCUUUCCCAUCACGUCAUGAUGGGCUCUCGGAUGUGCAGAGUCGCGUCGCGGAGACAGCGAUGCCGUCUUCGAAGGGGACCCUUUCCACGACUAGCACCGAGGUGAGGUCCAAAGAAGGGGAAGAGACGAUGGACCAGAAGGAGGAUCUGACACGAAAUCCGGACCCGACGCCAGUGGUCGGGCCAUACUUACACCUAUCUUCGAACAAUCCGGAGCUACCUGUGACCACAAGUAACGCAUCAGGGGUGAACGCGAGGGACUUUGCUAAUGCUGCCACCAAACCAGCACUGACCAGUGUCCCUGAGGAUCCAGAAGUGGACGACAAUGGAGACACCUCGUCUCCGCCACCUAAGUCGAAACCCCUCGCAAAAACAUAUUCCUCUCGAGACGGCGAUGCAAACGGUUACGCUUAUGGGUCCCCACUGUCUCAGUCGACGUUCGACGAAUCGGAGUUUGCCCAGAAGCAAGCUGAAGCUCGUGAAGCCUUGAUCCGCCUUCAGCUCAGCUUGAAUGAGAAUUUUCUUACCAAGCCUUCUUCGACAUCUGUCGCGCGUUCAACGAAAUCAAACCCUCGGAAGCACACAUAUUCCUUCAGCGACGGAAAGCCUGCCGCACCAUCAUCCCUCUUCUCGCAGUUUAGAGAGAGGUCGCCUACUCCGGUAGACAGGCAAGCCGAGCCCGACCAUUCAGGCGGCUCAGAACGUGCUGAGACAUCUUAUCAUCAUUUAACCACUGUGUCGCGCGAGAAUAAUAAUGUAGAACUACGGGAGGAGACCGCGAUGCGUUCUAUGAGCAAGACAGGGAAGAAGCGUGAAAAGUUUAGACAUGGACCGGAGCUGGACCUCAAUGGGCCGGGACCAUCUAUUGUCAACGAUGCGCCGAAGCAGCCUCUACCUUUACCGCCUCCACUGCAUCUCACGGAUCAAUCAUUGCACCCGCGUUUCCACCAACCGCAGCCUGUGGUGCCACCAAGCCCAGGGGAGGUCUCUCUGUCUAAUUUUCCACUACCUGUUUCCUCGCCUAGGCAGUCCGUGCAAAGGCCAUCCACGACCAGCCCAACUGACAAGGAGCGAGCUACACCACGGCCUCCUUCACGGAAUGCUCCUCAACCUCCACUUCCCAACAGCACCACCGGGAUGAAAGAACGGAUACUGCGUCGACAAUCCAGUAUCAAAAGCCAGUCGAGCAGUACCUCGCAAUUCAGCAUCCCGUAUCACAUGAUCCCGGAUCGCUCGAGUAGCGUUCGCGAUCGAUCCGUGAUGGAGGACGACAACGAGUGA